Molecule: messenger RNA, 3536 nt
Organism: Chrysemys picta bellii (western painted turtle)
Lineage: Eukaryota; Metazoa; Chordata; Testudines; Emydidae
Source: RefSeq, a predicted model, not a curated record
CGCUCCUCGCCGCCCCGUGGAACGGGGACAGCUCCCGUCCGAUGUACCCGCGCUGCACCACUCGCUCGCUCCCACUGCACCCGGGAGGGAGUCUGCCCUUGACACAACUCCUCUGCCAGCCUAGAUCGGCCCCUGGCGCUGCUCCAGGGGGGUUAGUCUCCCGCUUUCCAAAGAAGUGCCCCCCACCCCCCAUCCACAGCCACCCACACCCGUGCCCCAGAGUGCUUGUUUCCGCGGCCCACUUCGGGCGGUGCAAACGGGCUAGCGGCACUUCCCCCCCGAGGGGGGGGCGCUAGCUGGCACGGGUCCAGCCCUUCCCGGUGUGCCGUCCCCAGCCGGCACUGCAGCUUGGGUCAUAUGCGCAGGAAUGAUGAGAGAGGCACUUUUUAAUCUUUUCGCACUCGCCUCUCCCUUCACCCAGCGACAGGAUGGCGAUGACAGACCUGCUCAGCGCGGAGGAGAUCAAGGCGGCUGUGGGAGCCUUUUCGGCUGCCGAAUCCUUCUGCCACAAGAAGUUCUUUGAAAUGGUGGGACUGAAAAAGAAGAGCCAGGAAGAUGUAAAGAAGGUUUUCCACAUUCUUGAUAAAGAUCGAAGUGGCUUCAUUGAGGAGGACGAGUUGAAAUUUGUACUGAAGGGCUUCACCCCUAAUGGCAGAGACCUAUCGGAUAAAGAAACCAAGACACUCCUGGCUGCUGGAGAUAAGGAUGGCGAUGGCAAAAUCGGCAUUGAUGAAACACUGGAUUUUUUUCUAAUAAAUGAAUUGUCCGCCUUCACCCUGGGUCCAUCCCUUGGGUCAAGUCUUCAAACACCAGCCUCAUCAAUCACUAGCUGACUAUGGAGAUCCAGCCUUUUGCAGAUGAUGGUAAUGAAUUGGAUAUCCCCUGAGUCGCCUCAGUGUAGUUCCCAGCAGCCCAUAACAGUUCUGAGAGAUGAAGGAGUGGCAUUCAGUGCCGUCUGAAGAUUGAUUUGAGCAUGCCAGGUCCACCUGUUCCUCCUUCAGAAACAUGUCUCAGAUUAGGAAUGAUCUCUCAGAUCUGCUGUUCAGAACUCAUCUCUGCUUCCACACACAAUUCAGGAAUUAUUCCAAUAAUUUAUCUAUACUUCUAGCUAAAUGGAUGAAGAUUUGUAUUUUGGGGCUGGCCUGCCAAUCUAGAAGUGUUGAAAACACGGGGCCUACUCCUGCAAGGUGCUGACCCGUCUCUUGAGAGGUACCGAAUCCCUUCAUCUUUCAUUGGAUUCAGUCAAAAUUGAGGGACCAAAACAACCUCCAAACCCAGGUCCAUGUUACCUAGGAGGGUGACCAUCCUCCAGACCUCAGCUCCCAGACUGAAGGGGGAAUGCUACUGAGGCAACAUAGUCAGUUUCAGGGGAGGUGAGUCUAGCCUUCCACAGUCCCUCAGCUGGAAGACAUCAUAAUCACAUGGUCAGAUUCCAAGGGUGCAAGAGAAAACAAAAGAAAGGAAGCUUUGUACUUGAGAUCAUUUUUUGAUCUCUUAUGUGUGUUAGCUAUUGGACAUAUAAAUCAUACCCUUCAGUUCCUCCAGCUGCCUGACACUGGUAGGUCUGUGAUGUCAGAAGCCAUGUGCUACAGGGAAAAGAUCUGUAGAUCACAACCUUUAUCUAGUACAUGCAUUCAAGCUCCACUCCAGCUGAGGUUCUGGAAAUACUUCUGAUUCUACCAGUCAUUUUCUCAGAACUCUGUCAUGAAAGAUGUUCAGAAUUCAAAUCAACUAUUUGUUGGCCCAAGUUAAAAAAAAAUUAGAAGAAAAAUCAGGCGGGGGUAAAAAAUGCUCCGAUGAGUUUCUCUCUUUUGCACUCUUGUGUGUCCCAAAAUAAUUUAUUACCAGUUUGGAGAGAGAAAUGAUUAGUCUAUAUUAAAUUCACAGAGAUUACCUUUGGUAGUUCAAUGAAAUAACGCAGGGUUUGUGCUGGGUCCUCUGCAAUGUUGAGGAAAAGUCUGCUGAUGGGCCAAAGAGCAUUACAGAAUAAAGUGAAAAUAAGUUUUGCAUAAUUAGAACUCUGGAAUUUGUUUAUAAUACUUAAAUAUGAUAUAUUGGAAAUAUAGGAAUCAUUCAUAGACAUUGUGUAAAAUAUAGAUCGGUUAUUCAUAUACAUAAUGUAUUUUAUUAAAUAAAUAGCCUUGAAUUAUGUUGACGAUAUACAAUAACAGCAUCAAUAUACCUAUAUACUUUAGAAAAUAUCUGGCUAUAACCAUGAUUAAUUUAUUUGCAUUUUAUUCCAUAUAUACUACAUGUUAGAAAAAGGAUUAAAUUCUAAUAUUGCCAAUAUACUGAGUGUGCUAUCUGAUAUACAUUAAACACCGGUUGUAUUCCCUUAUGGAGGCAUGAAAGAUUUUGUCCAUAUGAAGGCUGCGUUUCCCACCAUGGGCUUCCUUCAUGUGAGCAAUCACAAGUUUUUCUCUUUCUGCCCUGAAUAUUCUGAGUUCCCAUCAAAGUGCUUUUUUGCUUCCUCUUAAGCCGGGUUGCGCAACAUUUAACUCAUCAGUCAAACUGUUCCAGUUCACAUACCCACUGCCUGGGCCUUACUCCUCUUUUAUGUUGCAUAUUCUGCACCACUAAUCCUAGUUUGGAUUUAUACCCUACAGAAUAAUUAAUUAAUACAUGUGGAUUUAAUAUAACCCCUAUUGGCAUCUCUGCUGGCCUUUUAGCGUUUAUCAAAACCAUUCUGGAACACCUCUACUAUGUCACUGCGCUUACAUUAUUGACCUCAUUGUUAGCAACUGCUUCCUAAUGUCUAAGAUCCAUUUUCCACACUUUUACAUUUCAAGGCAUUGCUCCUCAUUAUUUUGCACUUCCGUAAAUUCUUCUCACAUAUUUACAGCUGGUUACAUCCCGCAUUUGUCAUAUUUUCUCUAGGUUGAACACGUUAAAAUCCCUUAAGCCUCCCCUUUGUAGAAUAUGCCCUCUAAACCCUUUAUCGGCUUUGUUGCCCUUCUUUAAAUUCACUUCAGUUUAUCAGUAUCUUUUUUAAUACACUGAGGUCCUCAAAACUUUACCCAGUAUUCUCACGUAUCAUCAUCCCAAGUCUGUAUAGAGAGAGGAAUUAUGAUUUCCUUGGGUAAUACAGUAUUCAAAGCUCAAUGUGGUGAGAGUUACUGAGAUGCAAACAUACCUUUCCUGUGCUUUAUAAUCUUUGCUGAAAGAUUUAUUGUUUAACCAAAAUACAAGGAAAAAAAUGCAAAUACAUCAAUUUUUUUAAACCAUUACAGUUGUAAAUACACAGCAAUAAAAGCCACAGGGUGAAAUCCUGGCCCUAAGAAGUCAAUGGGAGUUUUGCCAUUGACUUCAAAGGAGCCAAGUUUUCACCUAGGUUUUAAAGCAGAUGGAAUCUCAGCCUUAGACUUUUAAAAUGUACUGGCCUCUGUCAGUUUGCCAAUUAUUAUUAUGAAUUAUAUUUAAUAUAUUUAUAAUACUGGGGCACAAGUGCUAUGAAAAGUCUUUCAGACGUGCUGCCAGCCACUGACAGAGUGGAAUCCAUCUCACUACAAAAUUUAUAUCCAGUGCUUGCCUUCUUC